AUAUUUCAAGAUGGCACUCACACCCGUUUCCGGUGCACAUCAUGUGCCAUGCGGCAAACAAAAUGAAUUACGCGAUACGGUAUUGUUGAAAUAAAUAAGAAAUUUCGGUGUCCAGAACUGCUAAAAAAUGUCGAAACUCUACAUUCUGUUUGAGCAUGCCGCAGGCUAUGCAGUUUUCCUCGUCAAAGAGUUCGAGGAAGUGGGAAUGCUUCUUCCCCAAGUGGAGGCAUCUGUAACAGAUUUAUCCCGCUUCGCCCAAGUGGUAAAACUUAUAGGGUUUUCACCAUUUAAAACAGCACUGACUGCAUUAGAGAACGUAAACAGCAUUUCGGAAGGUAUCGUUCCAGAAGAUCUGAAGCUCUUUUUGGACUCGUGUAUUCCUAAAGCCAAGAAAAAAGAGAAAGUGGUACUCGGAGUUGCUGAUUCGAGACUUGGAGCCAGUAUCACUGAAGCUCUUGGGAUCAAAUGUGACCACACUGGAGUGGUACCUGAAGUAAUUCGAGGGAUAAGAUUUCAUUUCCCGAAACUUGUGAAGGGAUUCACGGCAAAGAGCGCGGGAAUUGCUCAGCUUGGUCUUGGCCACAGUUAUUCGAGAGCCAAAGUAAAGUUUAAUGUAAAUCGAGUCGAUAACAUGAUUAUCCAGAGUAUCGCUUUGCUUGAUCAGUUAGAUAAGGAUGUCAACACGUUCAGCAUGCGUAUAAGAGAAUGGUACAGUUAUCACUUCCCAGAGCUUGUAAAAAUCGUCCCCGAGAAUUACAUGUACGCUAAAGUUGCCCAGCUCAUUAAGAACCGGAAGGAGUUGAAUGAAGAGAAACUGGAGGCCUUGGAGGAAAUCGUGAUGGAUAGCGUGAAAGCUCAGGCGAUCAUCGACUCCUCGAAAUCGUCCAUGGGAAUGGACAUCAGUCCCGUCGAUUUAUUGAACAUAGAAAUGUUCGCCGGACGAGUUAUCGCUCUCGCUGAUUACAGAAAACAGCUCGCUGAAUAUCUGCGAGCCAAAAUGGCCGGUGUGGCUCCCAAUCUCGCGACAUUGAUCGGCGACCAGGUAGGAGCGAGAUUGAUUGCUCACGCCGGAUCUCUCACGAAUCUCGCAAAAUAUCCCGCAUCUACGGUUCAAAUUCUGGGAGCGGAGAAGGCGCUCUUCAGGGCUCUGAAAACGAAAGGAAAUACGCCCAAGUAUGGCCUCUUAUUCCACUCGACUUUCAUUGGUCGCGCUGGUACGAAAAACAAGGGCAGGAUUUCGAGAUACCUCGCCAACAAGUGUUCCAUCGCCUCCAGAAUUGACUGUUUCACGGACACGCCCUCUUCCGUUUUCGGCGAGAAACUGCGCCAGCAAGUCGAGGACAGAUUGAAGUUCUAUGAAACUGGAGAUGUUCCGAAGAAGAACAUCGAUGUGAUGCAAGAAGCAAUUGAAGAAGCGGCGCAAUCAGUUGUCGCUGAGGAAGAGGUCCCGAAAAAGAAGAAGAAGAAGGACAAGAAGCGAAAGAGGGAGGAGGAAUUGCAGAAUGGAAAAUCGAAUGGCAAGUCGAAUGGUGUUGCGAAAGAGGUAGUAGUGGAGGAAGAAGAAAUUGCAGAAGAGCCGCCGAAGAAAAAGAAAAAGAAGAAGAAAUCGAAAAGUAUUGGAGAAUAUGACGGCGAUGGUUUGUCAUUACACAAUACUACAGUUUAAUUAUUUGAAUCGGUAAGAAAGUAGGGUUAGGUAUACUUUUGGAAAUGCUUAUAAUUGAAAACAGGCUGCAAGAGAAUUUGAGAGUUUAUAAGAAGUAGAGUUACAUUUUUUUAACGCCUGGAUUUUUGAUUUUAAGAAAAUUUAUUGUAGAGGAAUAGUUUUUAUAAUAAAUUUGUUAUUAAAGUGGAAAUCACAGUUAUUUAGAUUGACAAAAGAGUUGGUUUUAUGUAACAUUUAACAUAUUGUAAAUAGUCUCUGAAUCUGCGCAUAGUCAAAUUAAUCUCAACUGGACACCGAUUUUCUUUAUGAAUGCUACAUGACAAACAAUGAAUUGUGUUUGAAACGAUUCAGUUUAAUCAAGAAUGAGAAUUGUGAAAACCCAGUUUAAUUUCUCAACUUGGAGAUUUUAAUUUUGCGACAAUAUUGACUCUUUAAUUGCAAGAGUUGUGACGAUUACGUUGCAGUCAACUGAGUUUGCGCAAAACUACAACUGAAUAAGAUGAUAAAAGGACAUUUUGUUUAAACUAUUUUUUCCAAUGAAAAACUAUUCGAAUAUUUUGUAUCAUAUCUCAGUACAUUCAAGUACAUUCACCUGUAUUUCUAUAGAAUGUAUCAUUUGAAGAAAAAAAAGAAAAAAAAUGAAUAAAAAAAGUAUCACAAAAA
Molecule: messenger RNA, 2329 nt
Organism: Belonocnema kinseyi
Lineage: Eukaryota; Metazoa; Arthropoda; Insecta; Hymenoptera; Cynipidae
Gene: Nop56
Product: nucleolar protein 56
Exons: 3
Coding region: 128-1666 (512 amino acids)
Cellular component (GO): small-subunit processome; box C/D methylation guide snoRNP complex
Molecular function (GO): snoRNA binding
Source: RefSeq, a predicted model, not a curated record